UGAACACAGUCAUCGGGGUGUACUGGGGAUUUUCAAGCACCUCCAACGUGCUGACCAUGAUCGUUGCCCUCGAGCGGUGCCUGUGCGUGGUCAGCCCCUUUAAGAGCAAGAAGAUUCUCAAAACCAGAAGUCAUGGCUGUCUUGAUACUCGUAGUCUACGUCUUCAUCCUUGGCAGCUCCGGAAUCUUCAACUCCAAGUUCGAUGUCGGGACGAUGGUGGAUGUCAAGACAAACCUCUCCAAGUACUACGCCGCUCUAAGUCCCUUUUACUUAGAGAACAAGUUUUUCGUGGAUCUGGUGUAUAACUACUUGCUGGCUAUUGCCGUUCCCUUCACCUCGCUCGUCAUUGUCAUCAUCUCAACUUUCAUCACGGUGGUCAAGCUGCGACUGUCUAUGGAGUGGAGGCGUGAUCGAGCUAACCUGUCGUCUGUCGAGAAGAAGGAGAACGCGGUCACGAGGAUGCUCGUCAUAGUAUGCUACGUCUACGUCGUUUGCGUCACUCCGUCUGUCCUUAAUGCUUUCAUCGUGCAGACCGUGCCAGAUUAUCUGCCCACGGGCCGUUACUCUAAUCUCUUCUACGUUGUGGUGGCGUUCAUGCACUUGCUUACCGCCAUAAAUUCGUCCUGCACCUUCUUCAUCUAUUAUUUUAGGGGAUCCAAAUUUCGUUCGACUUUACAUAGUUUAUGUCAUCGCAAAGCCGUUAAGUCAGGGUUAGUGUCAGAGGUCAGUGUCACUAACUCUGACAACAAAAUCCUCAAGAACUAAAACAUUAAUCCUGUCAGUGACCGCAUUUUUUAACUGCUUAAUGAGUUUGACUUUGUUAAAGUCAAAUUCUAAAAAAAAAUUUAAAAAAAAAACUUCGUUACCUCCUUGAUCGGUGGAGAAUAAAAACCGAAAAUCAUAUAUAUAGAGUUAAUAAGUGGGACGGUUGGUGGUGCGGUGGCUAAAGCGUCAGUAAGAAAUUACAACAGUGACAUCGCGUGUCGUAGUUCGUAUCUCGGUCCCGACAUGCAUUUUUUUUUUCUCUGGAUGUGACCUGUUUUACCCUAAAUAGGUAUGUGCUUGUGCGCCUUCGUAACUGUCGGGUGUAUUUGUAUACAGCGCUUUGAGCCUGGCUAGUGCUAUGGAAAGGCGUUACAUAAAUGUCCCUAUUAUAAUAAGAUUAUUAUCGACAUAAUAACACUCUGUCAAAACAGGAAUGUUCAUUAGUCCUCUGGCAGCAUAUGCUGAUAAAGAAACAUCGGGGUGAGGUUCUUUGUUUGUCUAAGUAUUGUCGUAUCAUCGAGAGAAAGAAUUCCAAGCAGAAUGGAUUUUUUCGAAAUUCAGCAUUAGAGACAGUACGGGAUAACUGUUAUUGCCACAAACGAUAGACCUAAGCCUGUAGUUGUUGUCCUCAGCAUUUGCAUCUCUAAGUGACUUAAAAGAAGGGAAGGGAAGAGGGAAAGAAAUAAAGAAGAACGCGAGAAAAACAUGAAAGAAAGAGAGAAGAAACAAAGACCCAGUUAGGGCCUCCAUCGCCAAUCUUUGGACGGUUCAGUUACAAUUAUCCACAAACACAAACAUGUAUGAAAUUGUACAGUUUGUUUACGCUACAGCAAGACUUUCACAUGUGCCAGAGGCAGUCAGGCUCAGCAUUUCUGGAAGUCGCUGCAAUGUUGUUCGAGAGCCUACGGAUAUUGUAUUUCCUUUUACGCUUGUCUCGUUGUAAAGCUUCAUUUGCAUUAUAUUCUCCUGAAAUCGGAAAUGAUGCUAUUCUCACAAUAAAACACUUGACAGCGAUGUAAAUAGCAAAGUAGGAAUAGCGGAUGAAGUGAGCUUUGAACCUGUGCUACGCCUUCGGUGCCAACGUAGGUCCUUCAGCACUGUACCACCUUACUUACUGUAGUUAGUCACGUGUGUGUAUCUCGCCUCAUGAACUGGAAUAAACAGCACAGGCCAGCGAACUGUAUAAUAAGAUAUUGACUGUAUGUCUUAUCGUCCACAAAACUUCAGCAAGACUAAAACCUACCUUUACCAGACCUCGAUUUGCCCCGAGAAUCGUCAGCUUACUACCUCUUGCUGCCGACCUGACAACAUCCCUCCCUGAAUAAUCUCCAGUCCAUCCUGUAAACACCCAGUUUGAUUUUUUUGUUGAACAAAGUAGUUUUCUACAUCUUGUUCGCAAACAUGACUAGUCAUACAUAUAUAUUUACUUUAAUGAUGUGCUGUAUCUCUUGAGAGAGAUGACCAGAAUUCAAUAUUUGUAGUCGACCUCUCUGCUUGGGUUGACUGUUAGGAUGUUGUAGAUGUACUCAGUCGAGACUAGAUUACCUCUUAAAUCUGUGAACUUCAUGUUGUCUUUAAUUAUUGUUACUGAUGUGUUUUCUGUAGAGAGACUGAUGAUCAUGAUCAUGGCAAUAUCGCUGCAUCAUAAGAUUAAAGAAAAUAACGAAGAAAGCUGCUCAUGGAACUAGCUGCAAGAAAAAGGAAAUUUUCAUAGCCCGUAUGUUUGGUGAUUACUUACAUCACCUACAAUAUAGGCUUAGCACUCGGCUACCGACAAGCACUUUAUAUAUUUCCAGCUCUAGUAUAUUAACAGUUUUAUCACUGUCCUACAGAAUAUUUCUUUGCUCAACAAUUAAAUCAUUUAAGACACCCUAAUACGGAUUACCGAAGUUCUUCCCAGAUGAGGUUGACUUUAUGAAAUCUUUGGCGCACGGGAACUUUGGUUUUCUGAAAGCUUGAAGAUGCAUAAAUGACAGAAAAUAGCAGAAGGGUAUCACUUUUAAAUAAAACUUAUGUAUCGUGUGGCUAUAUAGAUCACCUCAUUGUAAUAUUCUACCGCUGGCAUUAGCUGAGCCCAUUCUGCAAGUUUUAGUAUUCUUCUCAUGAUCACACCGUAUUUUGUAUUUUUUGCACUAAUGCCGUUAGUCAAUUCGCGUUCUGGAUUAUCACGUGACUCGACUGUCUUUCAGUCGCAAUUUCAGGUACUGUUGUCAAAUCUACGACUAGAUUAAGGUUAAAGGUUUAGUGGUAUUAUCCAUUCUUGAAUACUCAGGUACAUACAGACAACAAACCUCAAGCUGCAUUAUAAUUUUCGCCUCCAUUUUGUCGUUGACCGUCGAGCAUUUUGUCAGAAUGGUUUUAACAGAUGACUGAUGAAGCAUGCCAGUAUUAUACUCAAGGAAUCGACGGAUAUAUGGAUGCAAAAACCGUAGCUUGGUGUUUAUGCCUGAAAUACACAACAGGGCUAGUUGGGACACCUACACAAAUUUUCAGCACUACUGUUAUAUUAUUGUCUUUGUAAAAUCUUCACUGCUCUGUGAAGUUUACCAACUCAGUACUUUCGUCAAACUGGAUUUUCCGAGGAAAAUGUCAGAUUUUGACACUUUUGAUAAAGUCUAAUACUUAGCAAAGCUCCAACUUUAAUUCUUGACAUUUUCUGGCAAGGUGUUUGGCAGUUGCUGAAUGUGAUUUUCGUGCUGGCCGCACUGAAUAAUUCUGAACGUGAGUACCGCAGGGUUGUGACCUCAAGACCUAUAACCCUUGUGAUGUCACUAAUCAGUGAACACCAAGCUAUUGUUUUCUCACUUACAAAACAUUCACUUGUUAAUGCGUUCAACAGGAAGAUUUUGUUUUUUGGUCUGAAUAACCGUUUUAUAUUUAAGGAUACAAGACAGAAAACUUGUCUUUUAUACGAGUCACUAUUAUUUCCGAAGUGAUACAGCGACUAACUAUCGAUGUUCCUAUUUUCUGGAAAUGCAGACAUGUUUGUUGACAGAUAUCAAUAAUUUUAAUGUAUAUCUCGUUCCGCCCAGGGUCUGUGUUGCUGUCUUAGAUGAUCCCAGCAACGAUAUUUAAAAAAACCAUCGUAUCUGAAAGGACAAAAUACUAAUACCUUGGGACCGACACCUGUUACGGAAUACUACAGCAGCUAAUACAAAAUUUAUAAUUAAUCAGCACCAACAUAGACCACAUAACCAAUAUAAGAAAGACGAAACGAAGCAAAAGAAAAUGCAAGACCACGUGACACCCUGUCACUCGUAUUGAAGCAAGUCACGCCCCAUCCUGUCAGCAUGGCUACAAGAAUGUAUGUCCCACUCUUGUCCCUCUUAUUACAAGAAGGCGGGAUUGUUGCACGGUCUGUUAAUGGAUUAGUAGAGAGAUUAUUUGUACUGAUAAUAAAUUAUUUACGACUUCUGAACGAGCGACAGCACGUUAAAACUAAUGAAAAUCGGCGACGACAAGUACCCACUAUUGGCAGCAAUAAACAUUUGAGUUAUUUCUAGUUAUUCCUCAGAACCAUUAUUUUUCACAUAUUUUUGAAAACAAAAUUGCCCUGUAUACAAGACUGGAGCACCUGUACUUGCGUGACAAAGGUAAAUCAAAACCGUUUCCGGAACUGCUCUUACAGGACUGUCCUGGUUGAGUUCAGGUCACCGGGCAUUCGAUGCUUCAUUAACGCACAUUCACGAAAGAUCCCGAGGACAAAUCGUAACAUCGAGUCCUGAAAUGCUGCCGCAUGGAAAAUGUUUAAUAUAUUUCCAUUAUCAGGUGUAAAAUGUUAUAGGUGUGCACACUGGUUCUGUGUGGUGUGAUAAAAUUCCGACAGAUGAACGGACAGAAACGGAGGACAGAGAGACGACAAACAGACGACAGACCAACGGAAAGACAAAAUGGAGGACAAACGUAAGAGGAGACGACAAAUGUUUAAGAAGAAACAGGUGAAAAGAUAGACUGAGUUAUUUAAAAAUUUUGAUUGUUUUAUUUAUUUUCUGUAAUUGUAUUUGUCUGUGCUUGAUAUGUACAAGAGUUUAAUGAAAUAAAAAUGAAAAAUAAUAUGAAGCUCAUGUUUCUCUUGUAUUCGCUCUUCAUAACUUGUAAACACAAUCGCAAGCUCGCACACAUGCACGAACAGAACAUCAAGUCCGUGGACAAGAAGCCUAUCUUGAAUAACGGACAACCCUGAAGUAACGAAGAUUGCGGCAAGCUGUGUACACAGUGUGCUUCCCUGUCAGAAUUGUCAACACCCGAGGAAGGUGUUUCACAGCAUGCUUUACAAAAACAAACAACUCCCAGAACAAAUCUGAUUAAACAGCAAACACCAACCCCCAUAAUAAAAAUAAUAAAAAAAAUAUUUAAAUAAAAUCGUUUAUUUUCCUUGGAGUAAAAUACUUGCCGGCAAUUAAUCACGACCUGCGUGGAGCUCAGACCUUAAUGCCUGUUCAUCGAAUACCAAAAGCAAAAGAGCUUUCAUUCAUCCUAAAGGACCUACACACACACAUUCGGAUGCAUGCACAUUGUUGCAUACAUAAUCACGCCCACAGAGAGAGAGAAAAGAAACACUGGGCAUACUGGCAGACAGCGAAUUUAGGAUUUGUUUGCUUUCUCAAGUGAAUGCCACUUCUCACGCGGGCUUUUUUAAUAACCGUUGUGUACCCCUUAUCUCAUCGUAAGAAAACCGAUUAUUGGUACCCGGAAGAUGCAACACCCACAGUGAGUGAGCUGGUCUGACGUGUAGCCAUACGCCAUGUUGUUUUGCCUUCCUGACUGCUUGGAAUAUCUGUCAGACAGCAAAAUUUUCCAGUGGUAGUAACCUCAGUUAUUACUCUGGCUGCGCCAUCAACAAUGGACGAAAAAGACCUUCUCAAGAAAAGCCUCGUUAGUGCUCUGAAAAAAGAGAACCAAAGAAUGAGAUCAACUCGCUGAUAGAAAAACUAAUCCAGCAGAAAGUUCAAAUCGAAAAGAUGAAAGACGUGCAGACUGGUACUCCCCUUCUCAACAUUGCCAUCGAUGCAGCUGAGGACAGCAAGAACAGUGAUGUUAUUUCUCUCUUGCUGCGGCAUGGGGCUAACCCGCUGCUUACUGACAAGCAUGGACAAACAGCACUACAUGCUGCAGCCUGCGUGGACAACGUUGACGCAUUGUGGUUGAUAGCCAUGAGGACAGACAUGAAACAGUUAUUGAAACUGAAGAACAGUGAAGGAGAUACUCUGCUGCACGUUGCUGCUCGGCGGAAGUGUGUAGACACCGCCCAGUGGUUAAUGUUUGCUGGUGCUGACCCCAUGACCCUGAAUAAGGAAAGCCAAACAUGCCGGCAGGUGGCGCCAGACAACUUAUUUAUGAUCAAGCACAUUCUGCGAAAGACCCGUGAGAAUGAAUCUGUGCCACUCUUUCUCACUUCCGAAAAAGCGAAAUCUUUUCGUUCACGGAACGGACAUUUCUCUAUCGCACUCAACCGUGGACACAAGAGUGCGGCGAGUUCAAAGGUCACAGCGGUGGCCAUGAUCCGGACCAAAGCGCCUCAGAACCUGAAUCCCCCAAUCACCUGUUACGAUGGAGAGACCUUCUGGGGUCACGGCAUUGAAUACAUGAGCAGGACCACGACACAAGCAAAGGUCAAGUUUUUUCUUCACGACCGAGUGGAUACAUUCCAUCGGCUGGUCAUCAAGAUAAAAUCAGAAGAAAAAGAAGAGAUGGAAUAUGAUGCCACCGUAGAGGACUUUUCGCCUCUGGGAGAACAACUACAGACUUCUGUAGAAAUGGUGUCGAUCAACAACAGUCCCUACGUUGCAGUAGCAUGGGCACAUGUUGAGCUCGACAAAAGUGGCUCAGUCAGCCUGGUGUAUGGGCCACCCGUAGACACCAUAGAGCUCGGCCCAGAAGGAGGCACCUUUGAAUUUUCCAGGAAUCCUGGCGUCAAACUCUCAGCUACUACAAGUCAGGGAACCAUUCCCGAACGGACAAAGAUUAAUAUGCAGGUGACAAAAGCUCCCCCUCUGAAUCAUCCACCACCUCCGGAGUCAUCUGCAGGAGAAUCAGGAGAAGCAGCAGAAGCCAGGGUGAGCACUCAGCCAGUGGUGGCUAUGACAGACUUCCUUCACUUGAGAGGACCGUCGUCUCUGGCGGACAGUACCCAGCUGUCCCUGCGCGCUACGCUGCCUCUGAGUGAGCAGUUUAGCAAAGAACAGUCACAGGCCUUUGUUUUUGUACGACAAAAUGGACAAACAAAAGAAAACGUGGAAGAAGAGAUGAAGGAGUGGACACCAUCGCCAGAGAUAGUAACACUAAAAAGAGAUGUCUCCAAUGUCGUUAUCUCCGCAACUAUGAACCAAAUGGCAACUGUUGUACAAGGCUCUAAAGACGCGGAUGUUCAGGACGUUAGACGAGAGGUAGCCAAGCAACACAUAAAGGCGGGGCAGGUUGCUGUUCAGUUUUAUGUGCGCGAAAAGAAAAACCAAAACCAGUCUGUCAAAAACGGUAAUUCAUCCAGCUCAAAGACGUGUCGUCUGGAAAUAACAGUAAAAGCCAAAGAGGAAGGUUCAUGCAACAGGCAGCCACAAGACAAGUCCGACAACUAUAAAGUUAGUGACAUCGUGUACGUGCCACCCAGCCUCCGUAUGAGGAUAUGGCUUCACCAGGAGAACUUUGAAUCAUCGCUGACAUCGGGUGAUAUUGUUUUCCAAUAUGGGGUGCAUACAGAACCAAUUGGAAACUACUGCUGGUUCGAAGUAAGCAGACAAGAAACAACACAGACGAGAAUAAUUCUUAAGAUAGAAAAAAGCAAACUGUUAGAGCAGUGUGGCCAGAUGAGCUGGAAACCACUUAUUGACUUGGAAGUCUGUAUACCUCCCUUCAAAACGGUCUCGAGCAGCCCAGAACCUGAAACACCUGUGAAUGAAACGUUCGAUGUUCCUGUCGAUGACCAGCUACUUAGCCACCUUGCCAGAAGAAUACCACCAACUGAAGUAUAUCGCCUGGGAAUUGAACUUCAACUUGACUCGUGCUUCGUGGAGAACAUCUUCCACAGCAGCCAUGCACACGACUAUUUUACAAAAUGUUUCAUGGUAAGAAAGUAACAUAUCAGUAUAACAUUGUUCUCGAAUAGCAUAAUUAGUUCAAUACUUUUUGUCAUGUUACUGGGAGUGGUAUCUACAGAAAUGUCUUGAAUACAUGAAAUACUUUAACAAGUACUAUCAUAUUUCUUUACAUUGAUACCAAAAGCAGGUUGUCUGUAAUUCGUUGUCUAAGUCUUCCUCCGCUGCACAUCAAUAAUCGUGUUUUGUAAAUAUUUCGCCCAAGAUAUAAAUGUAUCUCAUGUAUUGGCAUUGUUUCCCGCCAAAGAUCAUUAUUUUGACAAAGCAAAAAA
Molecule: messenger RNA, 8128 nt
Organism: Pomacea canaliculata
Lineage: Eukaryota; Metazoa; Mollusca; Gastropoda; Architaenioglossa; Ampullariidae
Exons: 14
Coding region: 5727-7838 (703 amino acids)
Cellular component (GO): cytoplasm; nucleus
Molecular function (GO): protein binding
Source: RefSeq, a predicted model, not a curated record